AUGACAAAACCAAUGGACGACGAUGAAGUGAAGCACGAGCUUAACAAAAUGGUACAGUUCAUCAAGCAGGAGGCAGAGGAGAAGGCGAGAGAGCUGCGUGUUAAGGCUGACGAGGAGUACGAGCAUGAGAAGGCCAAGAUUGUCGCACAGGAGCAGAAGCAUCUCGAUAGCGUUUACGAUAAGAAGGACAAGCAGGCUACCGUGGCCCGCAAGAUCGCACAAUCCACAGAAACAAACAAAUCGAGACUGAAAGUACUCAGCAGCCGUGAAGACCAUCUUAACACACUCUUCGAAGACGUUAAGCAUCGUGUUAACCAGCUCUCCGAAUCCGACGAUUACGCUGAAGUCAUCAAGAAAUUGAUCGUACAGUCUUUAUUGAAGCUUAUAGAGCAGCAGGUUAUUAUACACAUUAGACCUAAGGAUAAGCAGGUGACAGAAAAUUCACUUGACUCGGCUAAGAGUGAAUACAAGGAGCUUUCUGGUCGCGAUGUUGAUAUACAGGUGCAGACAUCCCUCGAGGACUCAGCUGCUGGCGGUCUCAAGGCUAGCGCAUUCGGAAAUCGCAUCUUUAUCGAUAACACAAUCGAGGCCCGUCUUACUCUCCUUGAAGACAGAAUGCUGCCUGAAAUCAGAUACGAUCUCUUCGGCAGCAACCCAAAUCGUAAAUUUGACAACUGA
Molecule: messenger RNA, 678 nt
Organism: Wallemia ichthyophaga EXF-994
Lineage: Eukaryota; Fungi; Basidiomycota; Wallemiomycetes; Wallemiales; Wallemiaceae
Product: V-type proton ATPase subunit E
Exons: 2
Coding region: 1-678 (225 amino acids)
Biological process (GO): proton transmembrane transport
Cellular component (GO): proton-transporting two-sector ATPase complex, catalytic domain
Molecular function (GO): proton-transporting ATPase activity, rotational mechanism
Source: RefSeq, a predicted model, not a curated record